AUGGACUUUCAGAGUCAUGAUCAUCCUGAAUAUGUAUGUAAGCUACGGAAGGCGCUCUAUGGGUUAAAGCAAGCACCGAGAGCUUGGUAUGGCAAGAUUGCUGAAUUUCUGACUCAUAGUGGUUAUUCGGUGAUACCCGAGGAUUCUAGAUUGUUUGUCAAAGCUAGUGGUAGGAAGCUAGCUAUUGUACUAGUAUAUGUGGAUGAUUUAAUCAUAAUAGGAGAUUGUGAAGAAGAAAUUCUCCAAACAAAGGAGAAUUUAUCAGUUCGUUUUCAGAUGAAAGAACUUGGUCAGCUCAAGCGCUUUCUUGGUCUAGAGAUUGAUCAUGUUCAAGAAGGAAUAUUUCUCUAUCAACAAAAGUAUUCUAGAGAUUUAUUGAAGAAGUUUGGAAUGCUUGAGUGCAAACCAAUUUCGACUCCGAUAGAGCCAACCGCCAAAAUGUGUGCUCAUGAAGGGAGAGAUUUGGAAGAUGUAAUGAUGUAUCGACAAUUGGUGGGUAGUUUGAUCUAUUUAACUUUAACCAUACCUGAUAUUUCUUAUGCAGUUGGUGUGAUGAGCCAGUACAUGCAAAAUCCAAAGAAGCCUCACUUGGAAGCAGUUCGGCGAAUUCUAAGAUAUGUGAAGAGUACGCCUAGCUAUGGUGUUUUGUAUGAGAAAGGUGGGAAUUGCAAAAUAGCUGGUUACUGUGAUGCUGACUAUGCAGGUGAUCAUGAUACCCGACGCUCAACUACUGGUAAAAGGCAACCAACAGUAUCUUUGUCAACAACAGAAGCAGAAUAUCGAGCUACAGCAAUGGCAACUCAAGAGAGCACUUGGCUUAUACAAUUGUUGAAGGACUUGCGUCAACCAACAGAUUAUGCAGUUCCUUUGUAUUGCGACAACCAGUCGGAAAUACGUUUGGCGGAGAAUCCAAUCUUUCAUGCAAGAACUAAACAUGUGGAGGUGCACCACCAUUUUAUCAGGAAAAAAGUUUUGCAAGAAGAAAUUGUAUUAGAACAUAUUAAGACAGAAAACCAAGUUGCAGAUUUGUUCACAAAAGGCUUAGGUGGCAACAAGUUUGAAAGUUUCUACAAGCAACUCGGGAUGGUAGAAAGAACCAAAGCUAGUGUUGAGGGGGAGUGA
Molecule: messenger RNA, 1122 nt
Organism: Nelumbo nucifera (sacred lotus)
Lineage: Eukaryota; Viridiplantae; Streptophyta; Magnoliopsida; Proteales; Nelumbonaceae
Source: RefSeq, a predicted model, not a curated record